AUGUUGGGAAAACUCUCAUUCCUCAGCGCCCUGUCCCUUGCAGUGGCGGCACCUUUGUCCAACUCUACGUCUCCAAAGUAUGAUUAUAUCAUCAUCGGAGGUGGUACUAGUGGUCUGGCUGUCGCAAAUCGUCUAUCAGUGGAUCCCAGUGUGAGCGUGCUCGUUCUUGAGGCCGGUGGCUCAGUCAGGAACAAUGCCAAUGUCACAAACGUGGAUGGUUACGGGCUUGCAUUUGGGACAGACAUUGACUGGCAAUACCAGUCCGUCAAUCAGCCAUACGGAGGAAACCUGAGCCAGGUGCUUCGUGCCGGGAAGGCUCUUGGUGGAACGAGCACUAUCAAUGGCAUGGCUUAUACGCGGGCGCAGGAUAUUCAGAUUGACUCCUGGGAAACCAUUGGGAACACCGGAUGGACGUGGAAGAAAUUGUUCCCUUACUAUCGCAAGAGCGAGAACUUCACCAUUCCAACCAGAUCUCAGGCCUCUCUUGGAGCGUCGUAUAAUCCUGGAUCCCACGGCCAGGACGGUCCCCUUGAUGUUGCCUUCACGAACAUCCAGUCCAACACCCUAACCACCUAUCUCAACCGUACCUUCCAGCGCAUGGGACUUCCAUGGACUGAGGAUGUCAAUGGCGGAAAGAUGCGCGGCUUCAACAUGUUCCCCUCCACUGUGAACCUUGAUGAGUAUGUUCGCGAAGAUGCCGCUCGUGCGUACUACUGGCCCUACCAGUCCCGACCUAACUUGCACGUCCUGCUCAACACUUUUGCCAACCGGAUUAUGUGGAAGAGCGAAGCCCAUGAUGGGCACGUCACUGCCAGUGGUGUUGAAAUCACGUCCAGAAACGGUACCGUCAGCGUUAUUAACGUCCAAAAGGAAGUCAUUGUCUCUGCCGGUGCCUUGAAGACCCCGGCUAUCCUCGAACUUUCCGGAAUUGGCAACCCUAGCAUUCUUGGAAAGUUCAACAUCCCCGUUCAAGUUGACCUUCCUACUGUCGGUGAGAACCUUCAGGACCAGGUGAAUAGCCAUAUGGAUGCUUCGAGCAACAGUUCCAUCUCCGGAAGCAAAACGGUUUCCUACCCCGAUGUCUAUGAUGUCUUCGGUGACAAAGCCGAGUCCGUUGCCAAACAAAUCCGUGCCAACCUGAAGCAAUAUGCAGCCGACACAGCCAAGGCCAACGGAAACGUUAUGAAGGCUUCCGAUCUUGAGCGUCUCUUCGAGGUCCAGUAUGAUCUUAUCUUCAAAGGCAGGGUUCCAAUCGCAGAAGUCCUGAACUACCCGGGAAGCGCGAAGUCAGUGUCUGCGGAGUUCUGGACCCUUCUUCCCUUCGCUCGUGGAAGUGUCCACAUUGGUUCCUCAGACCCGCUCCGAUUCCCUAUCAUCAACCCCAAUUACUUCAUGCUCGACUGGGACACGAAAAGCUACGUCGCCGUUGCAAAGUAUAUUCGCCGCGCGUUCGAGAGCUACCCUCUCAGCAGCAUCGUCAAGGAGUCCACCCCAGGCUAUAGUGUCCUUCCUCGGAACGCUUCCGAGCAGAGCUGGAAAAAAUGGGUCUUUGAUAACAACUAUCGUUCUAAUUUCCAUCCCGUUGGCACUGCUGCCAUGAUGCCUCGUGAAAUUGGCGGUGUCGUGGACGAGCGCCUCGGUGUGUACGGCACUACGAAUGUCAGAGUUGUAGAUGCCUCGGUGCUUCCAUUCCAAGUCUGCGGCCAUUUAGUGAGCACCCUAUACGCUGUGGCCGAACGGGCAGCGGAUUUCAUCAAGGCCGACGCCGCUCGUCGUUAG
Messenger RNA from Aspergillus lentulus, 1779 nucleotides. Its product is annotated as GMC family oxidoreductase. NCBI's taxonomy places the organism in Eukaryota, Fungi, Ascomycota, Eurotiomycetes, Eurotiales, Aspergillaceae. Gene Ontology annotation, molecular function: oxidoreductase activity, acting on CH-OH group of donors; flavin adenine dinucleotide binding. The record is from RefSeq and is a predicted model, not a curated record.